UGCACGUGACAUCCCCGGGAGUAGUUUGCCGCAUGCUCCUUAAAAACUCAACAGUUUUUUAGCGAGUUUCGUGUGUCAUGCUUUUUCCCUUUUGGCCGUGGAAGUCCGAACUAAGACCUGGGGUGAUAUUUAUUACUCACAGAGGAUCUUACCGGUACCGCCUAAAUGGCCUCCACGGAGAGGAACCGUGAGGUUUGCGGCCCUUUCAUCCCACGGCGCAACUCUUUAAGGAAAACAAGCGCGGAGAUUGUCAGUGAGGCCAGACAGUCUCUACGAGUUCAGUCCACACAACGACCAUUCACCCCCAGAGAUGGUCAAAGACGACUUUUUGGGAGGAACUCUGUCCGUGCAGACAACAGGCCUCCAUCUGCCUUCAGUCUUCAUGCUCAAAACUUUGACGCUUCAGACUCAAGGCCUGGUUCAGGGUCUCGUCUCUCUCCUUUGGACCAUAAGCCAAAGUUUCCAACCCCUUGUAACGCAGAGGAUCAACUCAAGGCUUUUCCCAAACCCCCUCCUGACCCAGUGGAAGUGAGGAGGGGGCUGGCAGGACCACGGGCACGCCUCCUCAAGGCUGGAUCUCUCACCGCACCACCGUCUGUAGAAGGACACACAGAUGUGAAAGAGAGAUUAAAUCCAGGCCCGGGACAAAAGAGGCUGUCAGCUAAACUGCUUCUCAGCACAGACCACACGGCAGCUCGCAGUGGUCCGGGCCCACGCAGAACAGCAAGUGAAAGUAGAAUAACGCAGCCUUGUGUUGACUCAGGAAUAAGACCCACAGAGUGCAAAGAAGAAAGGAGAACAGAGCCGGUGUGUGGAGACGGCACCGCACGCACAGACGGGGAUGCGGAGUCAUCUGUGUGGACUGACGUGAUUGCUCCUCUUCUUCAAGAACUAGAGAGUGUAGCCGCAGGCGACUCCGAGGGCCUGGUGGACCGCCUGUGUGAUUUGUGUGACUGUCUCCACGGCGCCUUGGCAGAGGCGGACAUGCUCGGCCGGCGCUGCGAGAGGAGGUCAGGGAUACUUCGAACACUGUUCCGCCUCAUUGACCUCAACUUUGCCCGGCUCAACCUGCGCAUCGCCGAGCUCUGCCUCGCUCUGCGUGUCAGUGGAAACAACCUGCUCAACAUAUGUAAGCUCAUCUUCCAGAUCAGCCGCAGCGAAAGCAACGACACCCUCUUCCAGAACAACUCUAUAAUCGACUCGUUGCUGGACGUGUUGAGCGACGAGGACGUGUCUGCAUCUGGAGAAGCUCUGCUCUACUGUGUUGGCACUUUGAAGUUUCUCUCAGGAAACGCAACAAUCCUCAGACUCCUGCUGGAUAAAAACUGCAUCGGCGUGGCUCAGCAGCUCAUCCAGAGACUCUGCACGGUGCAAAACACCGGCUUCACCAUAGCAGGUCACAUCCUCGUACAGCUGACGGCCACCCUGAGGAACCUCGCAGAUCACCCUGAUUCCCGUCCUCUCUUUGUUUCCUUCUCUAUACUGUCAGCACUCUGCACUGUGCUUCAUCACCACUGUAAAGACCAGGACAUCUGCACCAACAUUUCCAGAAUUUACAGUAAACUCUCCUCUUACUCUGAGUGCCGCCUCGCUCUGGCCCAGACCCCCGACUGCUACCGGCUAUUUUUAAAACUGCUGACCAAACAUCACCAAAAACAGGACCUCGUCGUGCGCCUCCUCUUCACCCUCGGGAACCUCACGGCCAAAAGCGACGAGCCCAGGCUGCAGCUCUUUCGGUGUGACGGCUGUAUGGACACGCUCCUCCGGCUGUACAGCAGCUACCAGCGAAAAGGCUUUCAGAAAGGUUCUCCUCCCCCCGGCGAGCCUCCCGCUCCUCCCCUGGGUGCGCGGGAGGCUGACGACGACGUGCUGGUGAAGCUGGUCAGGGUGCUGGCGAACGUGUGCAUCCACCCGGCCGUGGGUCCGUCUCUGGCCACCAAUGAAACCUGCGUUCAGCUUCUCAUGGAGACACUCGAGCUGAGGUCUGUGCAGGAGAGCGAGGAGCUGCUGGUGAACGUGGCUGCCACCAUCAACAACUUGUCGUUUUACCGCGAAGAAAACUCCUCCAUCAGACACCAUCAGCUCGCUAUUUCACAGUUGAUGCUGAAGUUGGUGCUCAGCCCCAGCAUGGACGCCGUGCUGGAGGCCACCCGCGUCUACGGAAACUUGUCCCAGUCCAAGGACGUGCGGGACUUCAUCAUGCAACACAAAGUGCACCGGUUUGUGGUGACGCUGCUCGACUCGAAGAGUGCUGAGACAUGUUUUUCAGCCUGCGGGGUGCUCACCAACCUGGCCCUGGACCCUCCCAACAGGGUCUGUCUGUCACUGGAGGGGGCGUCUGCAAAGCUGCUGGACUGCCUGAGAGACCUCGGACCAGGUGACUGGCAGCUGGCAGGCCAGGUUUGUCAGGCCGUGUGGAACCUGAUUGGCGGCGGCUCGGAGGAUCCGCUGGACGCACCGGAGAGGGACUCGCUCCUGGAGAUCCUCGCUGCAUUCUUAGACGAAGACGAGGCUCUGAAGUGGACAGACGAUGAAGAUAUGAGGGACUUCCACAAGGCAUGCUGGGAGUCAGAGUUCCUACCUGUCGCUCAGAAAGUGGUCGAGGCUCUCCAGCCUCCAGACUUGACAGCACCACUCACUUGCAGCUGAGAGUUUUGUGUUACACCAGAACCUGUCGCCUUCUAACGAGUAUAUUUAACAAGUAUAUUUUCAUGAUCAAAAUUAGCAUUUUCCUUUAAAUGGUGAAAACAGGAGAGGCCAGUUUAGAUUCCCUCCUCCGGUAUAAUCCUCCAAAUAUGCCCAAUAUGCUCCACGUUUUGCCACCUCAUGACUAACUGCUCUAGCUAUGACUGCAGCUGCUGUUUUUCCACACAGGAUGAAGUUACAGUCGUUUUACAGCCAGUUUAGAGCCUGCAGAUGGUGAAUAUGAGCCACUCACAUCAUCAACAGGAGAUUUCAGGUUUUCACUUUUAAUUAAUAAAACAGGAAAUUAUGCAAGAAUGUAAGAAGCAGGCUGCUUGCUUUUUGUUAUAUGUAUGGAUUCAUAUUUGCAUUUUCAUCUGUAUGUUUUUUUUUUUAUUUAUCCAAUUUCUUAGCAACUGGUCUUAACAUACAUAUAUAUAUGUAUAUAUUUAUGUGUGUAUUGUUUUCAUUCUUUUUAUGCACUUUACCUUUCUUUCCUAUACAUCUUGCAGAAGCAUUUCCUUCUGGGUGUCAUUACAUGUAUGACUCAUUGCACAUUUACACAACAGAUUUGCACUGCAUCCUAACUACACUGUGAAACCUUUAUGAUAAUGUCGUCCUGAAAACAAAUGACUGAUGUGAAAUUUACCUCAUAAAGAAAAACCUUUUUUUCUUUUCAUCUGUGUAUCGUGUGGCAUGUGAAAUUGAGCACAAUAAAGAAAAUGAAAACUGAUUUUUUUUUUUAAAUUUUUUUUAUUUUUUAUUUGCUCCUCAAAGCCUUUAUUAUUACACAGAUAUGGGGCCCGGGCAGUGCUUACAAGUUACACCAAGUAGCCUAAAGUACAGCAUUUCAAAACCACAUCGUUAUUACACCGAAAACAAAUCAUAAACGGCACUUAAAUGCAAAAACCCCUCGGUGUCAGUUUCCACACAGUAGUGACCUUAAACAACCACAAGACAAGCCGGUGUUUUUCAAAAAAACCCCUAAACAACUUAUUAGCCAGAUCUGACAACAAACAUUGUUCUCUACACAGGAUUUCUCAGGUCGAUAUGGUAGACGGUUUAGUUGGGUUGGCUGAUGCCGACUUCCCUGCUGCGCGUGUCGUGCGGGAAAGCCACCGUAACGUGAAGAGAGUUUGGUCAGUGGGGAUAACGCUGAGCAUCUGCUGGUGAUUGACACAGACAGGCCUCUGACAGGCCUGGAUGGGAAACGCCCUGAAGUUCAGGCAGAUUAUCGGCCUCAUCUGGGAAGUGAAACAUUCCCCCCCCCCCGGUGAGGUGUGACACGGAGGCAAACAGGAAGGUGAGGUAAGGUGUCCUGCAAGGAACUCUCCCUUAUCUCAUUCCAAAUGCUGGUUCCCAGUGAGUCAUACAGUUCAGAAACGCUGCACAGUAAAAACCAAAUACACAUGAAAGUCCCUGAACUGCACUGGUGAUAAAACUGAACUGUUCCCCUGAGUCCAGCUUACUGUUGGUGAAGUCAGCUUUAUUAUCAAAGCACUGAGUGUACUUGGGAACCGAAGUGAAACUCCACGUGUUCCCAGGAGUAGCUUUUGCAUAACAGCACUCAGAUAUGCUACCAAUUACAACGGGUUAAUUAAUUUCCUAUUGUUGUGCACGUGAGCACUGAGAGUGAGCUUGUGGCGACACUGAUUGUGCUACGACUACUUGUUUCCCGAUUCGCGUUGGUCUCUCCACAUCAAAUACAAUCUCUUCGAUGAAGCAACAGAAUUGAAGUCGUUUAGGAGGAAAACUACGAAUGAUACACAACAAUUCAAUAUUAUAGUUUAUUUUUUUUCCAUCUUUUUUUUUCAUAUAUUUUUUCAUAUAAAAAAGUGUCAGUAACUGACAUCAGUCAGAAGUUUGAAAAAAAAAAACAACUCUUCCUCUCAAACCACUUCCAAAUGUACCAUUCGUUUAUCAUCACAGCCUCCGCUCCGUCCUCCUCCCCGUCGUUAUCGUCAUCAUCAGGAUACCACUCAUUCAUCUGUCUGAUUCUUUCAAUCCACUCUCAGAAGAAUGCAGUACUUUACUGAUUUUAGUAAACAAAAAACGAAAACAGCAGAGGUUUCACACCCCUGUGCAAAAUAAAAAAAAAAAAAAAAAAAAAAAGCUGCUUUUGCACUGGUUAGACUUCCCCAGCAGGGAAAAUAAGCACAGCUACAACCUCCUGCGUUCGAAAGCUAUCGACCACAGUCGGCCCUGCGUGGGCGAGCCGGGUCCCCGAGCAGCGGGGACUCGGCGGCCCCAGAAAGAGUCUCUGCUCACCGAAGAGCACUUCUUUAUAUGUUUCAUAGAGAAAAAAAAAAACAAAACAGAAGAGGUAUUCGUUCACUGGUAAAAUUCACAAUCCAAAGCUUUUUGAAAGUGUUAGGGCGACCAGGCAGCUGGGAUAAGCGGAAGACAGAUAAAGGUGUGGUUAGGGCAACCGGAAGCAAAUCCCGCCUGGAAAACCUGGUUUCUAACUUUCUUUUUGAUUAGCUUUUUUUUUUUUUUUAAACAUUUUUUUUUUCCCAUUACCAGAAAAAUAACAACAAAUGAUUAACAGUUAU
Mugil cephalus (flathead mullet) is the source of this 5234-nucleotide messenger RNA. RefSeq names its product armadillo repeat containing 2 (gene armc2). The transcript has 18 exons. Gene Ontology annotation, molecular function: protein binding. The coding region runs from base 166 to 2649 and encodes 827 amino acids. Gene Ontology annotation, biological process: cilium organization; sperm axoneme assembly. Lineage: Eukaryota; Metazoa; Chordata; Actinopteri; Mugiliformes; Mugilidae. The record is from RefSeq and is a predicted model, not a curated record.